Gekko japonicus is the source of this 2028-nucleotide messenger RNA. RefSeq names its product vomeronasal type-2 receptor 26-like. NCBI's taxonomy places the organism in Eukaryota, Metazoa, Chordata, Lepidosauria, Squamata, Gekkonidae. The record is from RefSeq and is a predicted model, not a curated record. Gene Ontology annotation, molecular function: G protein-coupled receptor activity. Gene Ontology annotation, cellular component: membrane. Gene Ontology annotation, biological process: G protein-coupled receptor signaling pathway. Bases 1 to 2028 code for a protein of 675 amino acids. The transcript is spliced from 6 exons.
AUGAAAGCAGAACCGGUGAGCACCUUAAGCCAUUUCCUGUUUGGGAACAAGGGGGUCAUCAGGAACAGCCUUCGGGUUUUACGGACCAGGGCUGGGAAUGAUGAUCACCUCUUAGGACCUGGCUUUUCCAGUCGCCCCGCACCUGAGACCGGGCACACCCCCUCCCCGUCGGCGGCCAAGGAAGCGAAUCUACUGAGCCAGGUGCCCAAAAACUACCAGCACAUCCUGGCCCUCGUGUUCGCCAUCAAUGGGAUCAACAAGGAUCCGGCACUCCUCCCCAACGUCACACUGGGCUUCCGCAUCUUUGAGGACACUUACUUUGCAAGAAUGACCUACCAGGCAGGCCUGUCCUUUCUGUCCACGGGGGAUCAAGUGGUCCCCAACUACAGAUGCAGCAGACAGGAGAAGGUGCUCUCUGUCAUUGGAAGUCUCUACUCCAGAAUCUCAAUGCAGAUGGCCUCCCUCCUGGGCCUCUUCAAGAUCCCGCAGCUCGGUUAUGGCUCCUUCAGUCCUGUUCUGAAAGAGAGGAGCAUAUUUCCUUCCUUCUCCCAGAUUGAGCCCAGUGAAGUCCCACAGUAUUUGGGGAUAAUCCACUUACUUCUUCAUUUCCACUGGAACUGGAUUGGGAUUGUUGCUCCAGAUGAUGACGGCGGAGAAAACUUCAUCCAAGCCCUAACACCGAUGCUUGACCAGAACAACAUCUGUGUCGAGUUCACUAAACGGACAUUGUCUGAAAUCUCAGUGUACUAUACAAGUGCAUAUAAAGAUAUGAAUCUAGCUAUAGCUGUCUCAGACACUAAGGCCAAAGUUGUUGUUGUCUCCGGCGACUCCAAUGCCAUACGGAAUUUAAUCCGACCCCUUAUGAUAUACAAAGCUAAGACUAAGACGUCUAUAGAAAAGGUGUGGAUUGUGACAAGUCAGUGGGAAUUUGCUGCAGUGGGCUCCUUCUUUAGCUGGAAGGCUGUGGAGGCCUUCCAUGGUGCCCUGUCCUUCAGAGGCCAUAAGAUGCCCUCCUCCAGGUGUGUGGAGAGCUGCUCGCCAGGAUACAGCAGAAAAGUUAUACAACAAAGGCCACCUUGUUGUUAUGAAUGUGAACUUUGUCCAGAAGGGAUGAUUUCCAACCAUUCAGAUGCUGAUCAUUGUGUCCCAUGUUCAGAAGAUCAAUAUCCAAACAAGAACAAAGACCAAUGUAUCUCCAAGAACAUAAGCUUCCUUUCCUAUCAGGAGAUUUUGGGGAUUGUUUUGGCUUCUCUUGCUCUUUUGCUGUCUCUGAUCACAGCCCUAGUCCUGGCAACUGUCAUUAAAUAUCGAGACACACCCAUUGUCAAAGCCAACAACAGAGAACUCACCUAUGUCCUCCUCAUCUCCCUCCUGCUCUGCUUCCUCUCCUCCUUCCUAUUCAUUGGUCGACCUACAAACUUCACCUGCCUUCUGAGACAAAUUGCUUUUUCUGUGAUCUUCUCUGUUGCCAUUUCGUCUAUCUUGGCAAAAACUACCAUGGUGGUUGUGGCCUUCAUGGCCACUAAGCCAGGAAACAUGGCAAGGGAGCUGUUGGGGAGACAAGGGGUAAAUGUCAUUGUCCUGGCCUGUCCUCUCCUGCAAGUUAUUGCCUCUGCACUUUGGCUAGGAACCUCUCCCCCUUUCCCCAACUUGGACUUCCACUCCUUGGGCAAAGAGAUCAUAGUGGAAUGUAAUGAGGGGUCAGUCGUCAUGUUUUACACAGUAUUGGGAUACAUGGGAUUUCUGGCCCUGGUCAGCUUCAUGGUGGCUUUCCUUGCCAGGAAACUACCCGACAGCUUUAAUGAAGCCAAGUUUAUCACCUUCAGCAUGCUGGUCUUCUGCAGCGUGUGGGUCUCCUUUGUGCCCACCUACCUGAGUACUAAAGGGAAGUCUAUGGUGGCUGUGGAGGUCUUCUCCAUCUUGGCCUCUGGUGCUGGUCUCCUGGGCUGCAUCUUUCUUCCCAAAUGCUACAUUAUUUUUCUGAGGCCUGAUCUCAAUAGCAGAGAUCACCUCCUAAGGAACAAGUAA